This is a messenger RNA of Olea europaea var. sylvestris, 2808 nucleotides long. RefSeq lists its product as uncharacterized. Lineage: Eukaryota; Viridiplantae; Streptophyta; Magnoliopsida; Lamiales; Oleaceae. The transcript is spliced from 7 exons. Gene Ontology annotation, biological process: lipid catabolic process. Bases 851 to 2158 code for a protein of 435 amino acids. The record is from RefSeq and is a predicted model, not a curated record.
CUGCCCUACCCGAUGUAAGAAACCUUGUCUUCUAUUACCCCGGAAAAUGUCUCACUUUCUUCUUCAUCAUAAUUUCUCUUUUAAUUUUAUUCUCAGGUACAGAAACACUCAGCAAUUAUUAGUACGCCCAACUGCGGAACUCCACAAUUUGUUGCUUGUUUCAUGCUCUAAUUCUUCUGCAGUUUUGAUGCUUAAAUUUCUCCUUGCUCUGUAUCGGAAUUGAAUUCCAUACGUUGGCUGUUUUUCUCUCGAUAUGAAUAGUUGAAAAUCAUUGUUUUUUCGCGUUCAGGUUCAAUGCUCAGCAAGUGGAAAUCCAGUUACAGUUUAUUGCUACCGCUGUACUGUAAUCAGUUUAAAUUUAAUCGAAUCUUUGAUUUCUCUGAGAGCUUGUCUUAAUUAAAUGCUUUUAGCUUUUCUCUCUCUUUUUAACUGGAAUAAGGAAGUUUAGUCGUUGAAUAUUGUGUGCGCUGAAGCUUUUUGGUGGUAAUCCUAUAAUAGCUUAUCAGUUCGUUUAUUGAUUUUAUUGGAGGUUUACGUAUCCCCUUGUAAUCUUCUAUUGAUAGAAAACCAUAUUUGAAUUUUCCAAUUUCCAGUCGUCAAUUUAAUUUGCCUUACUUUCGUAUACCGCUUGAAUUACCUAUUUCAAUUCGUGCAUUCGCUUCUUAUGAACUGUUGGAUUGUUAUCCAUAUCCUGUACUUGGAAAAACAAUCCCAAAUAGCAUAAAUAAAUCGAUAAUUCUUUUUAGGGUGUUUUGAUCUUGAAUCCCUUUCUCGUUUACCCUUCCGAGACAGUCUGUUAAAUCUCACAUUUCCUUCCAUUUAAGUUAUCAUGCUUCGAUAUUAGGAGGUAAUGUCAAUUCUGUGUGGCCUUCCGCUUCUUGAGUGUGUAUACUGCUUAGCGUGUGCACGGUGGGCAUGGAAAAGGUGUCUAUACUCCGCAGGUCAUGACAGUGAGACUUGGGACCUUGCCACAGCUGAAGAGUUUGAACCUGUCCCGAGGCUCUGCCGAUACAUACUGGCUGUUUACGAGGAUGAUCUAAGACACCCUCUUUGGGAGCCUCCUCAAGGGUAUGGAAUCAAUCCAGAUUGGUUAAUUAUGAAAAGAACUUAUGAGGAUACACACGGACAAGCCCCCCCAUACUUGAUUUAUCUUGAUCAUGAUCAUGCCGAUAUAGUUCUUGCUAUUAGGGGGCUUAAUAUGGCCAAGGAAAGUGAUUAUGCCCUUUUGCUUGAUAACAAGAAAAGAAACUUCGAUGAGGGCUAUGUUCACAAUGGGCUGUUGAAAGCAGCUGAGUGCGUGUUCAACUCCGAGUAUGACAUUCUGAAGGAACUCGUGGAAAAAUAUCCAAAUUAUAAAUUGACUUUUACAGGACAUUCCUUAGGAUCAGGCGUGGCUGCAUUAUUGACUAUGCUGCUAGUGCAAAAUCGUUACGGGUUGGGGAAUAUUGACCGAAAGAGAAUAAGGUGUUUUGCUAUUGCACCUGCCAGGUGUAUGUCGCUUAAUUUGGCUGUGAGAUAUGCUGAUGUCAUCAAUUCUGUUGUGCUUCAGGAUGAUUUCUUGCCCCGAACGGCGACCCCCUUGGAGGACAUCUUCAAGUCACUUUUCUGUUUACCAUGCUUGCUGUGCCUGAGAUGCAUGAUAGAUACUUGCAUACCAGAGACGAAGAAGCUCAAAGAUCCAAGGAGGUUAUAUUCCCCUGGUCGCCUUUAUCACAUUGUUGAGCGCAAACCUUUCAGAUGUGGAAGAUUCCCACCAAUUGUGAAGACAGCGGUUCCAGUGGAUGGAAGAUUUGAGCAUAUAGUUCUCUCUUGUAAUGCCACUUCUGACCAUGCCAUCAUUUGGAUAGAGAGAGAAGCCGAAAGGGCUCUUGAACUGAUGCGGGAGAAAGAUGAUGGUCUACAGGUUCCACCAGAGCAGAGGAUGGAACGACAGGAAUCGUUAGCCAGAGAACACAGUGAACAGUACAAUGCUGCUUUACGGAGGGCUGUUUCAUUGGCCAUUCCUCAUGCCUUUUCGCCUACUCAAUACGGAACAUUUGACCAAGACACAGAAAAUUCUGGGAUAUCAGCUGGCGAUGCUUCGGCAGGAUCAUCUGUAACACACAAGGACAAGGAAAGCUGGGAUGAAUGUAAAUUGUCAUGCCGUUCAACAAUUUGAGGAACAACAUUAGAAGGAGUUGAGGAGAAAACUCAAGAUCAGAUCGAGGAGGAAAUAUGGAUAAAGCAUACAAUUUUGGGAUCAACUACCACGAUAUUAGAAAUUGAAGGACUUGAGUUUAAUUAGAAUUAAAUUGGGCAUUGGAUUAGUGGGUGGGAAUGAACUUCCUAUGGGAAAUGACUCCUAUUGGCACGAGGAAGCUGUGGCAGAAAGUGGAUAGAAGACAACAAUUAGAAUUCUAAUUGGUUUUGGAAAGCUGGGAAGAAAUUGAAACUGGAUAUACACGCACAAAGGACGGACGGACAGCAGCAGCAACAAGGGAAGAAAGUAAUUCCAGUUUUUGUACAAAAAUUCAUCAAGAUUUUGUGCAAGAAUUGUGGAAUUAAUCAUGUUCAGUCAUAAUUUGUCGGGAGAUUUACACUACGCAAGAAAGAAAAACGAAGGGCAAUUGUUGGUAUUCGUAUGGCGAACAUCAAAGAUAGCAUGGAUUAAUUUUAUCUUGUUGAUUGUAAUUAAAUCCGAUGAUGUCUUUUGACUUAUAUUUGUUUAAUUCAGACAUUAUGAGUGGCUAAAUACUUUUUAUGUUAGGAUGAAGAUGUAGCUUAGGGUUUUAAUAUAUUGUUUAAUUUCAAGACUUAAUGCAACUUCAA